AUGAAACCGGAAGCCCAGCCUAUCUUUCGUCAGGCUCGCCCCGUUCUAUUUGCUCUCAAGGAACCAUUGGGAAAGGAACUUACUAAGCUACAUAAUGGGGGCAUCAUAUCUCGUGUGGAUCAAGGUGAUUGGGCGACACUUUUAGUCGGUGUACCCAAGUCGGACAAGUCUAUUCGCGUAUAUUGUGAUUUUAAGGUAACCAUUAAUCAGUGCCUUGAUGAACAGCAAUAUCCGUUACCCAAUAUGUUUGCUCAGCUCGCGGGAGGACAGAAGUUUACCAAACUUGAUUUCUCGCAGGCGUAUCAAUAG
This is a messenger RNA of Ylistrum balloti, 309 nucleotides long. RefSeq lists its product as uncharacterized. The coding region runs from base 1 to 309 and encodes 102 amino acids. NCBI's taxonomy places the organism in Eukaryota, Metazoa, Mollusca, Bivalvia, Pectinida, Pectinidae. The transcript has a single exon. The record is from RefSeq and is a predicted model, not a curated record.